ACUUUGGCGUCGUUCAAAGAUUAGUUUAAAACGUUGAAUUUGUCAUCAACUAUGAGUACAAAUAUUGAAAAGAUAUUUCUUAAUGUAAUGACGUCACGGCCUUUAUAUCAAUGGGCUGAUUUCGAAAAAGCACUAUUUUAUGCUCAAGAGGUUACGCGUAUUACUUAUGUGAAGGGCGAUUUCGAAAAAAUGCACACUGAUAAAGGGACACGAUAUAAGUACAUUAAUUACAAAUGUUCUCAUUCAACUGGACCAUCAAACUCUCCGAAUAUGAGCAAUACCAAUGGUGUUAAUGAAGGAUGUACUGCAGCAUUCCAAGUUCGAUGGGUUGAUAAUUGUUAUGUAGUCACCUUUAUAAAUCAGGAACAUAAUCAUAGUCACUCUUCAAAUAAUCGGGCGAAGAAAGCACCAGAAAAUAAAAGAAGACGUAUCGAUGCAUCGAAUGGAAAGAAAAACCAAGGAAAUAAUCAAAGUUUUAAUCAUCCAAUAGUUAUAUCAAGUAUUCGAGACCAAAUAGCUCAAAGUAGUGAAACUUUGGACCAGGUUCUAUCGAUUAUCAAUCGGAAUUCAUAUGUUGGAAUUGAAAGAAAUUCUUCGGAUCAAGUAACACAAAUUACAUUAGCACGUUACGAACAAGUUGACGUAUAUCGUCAAUAUCCAGAAGUAGUACUUUUAAACGCUGCUUACGAUGUGAAUUCAACGGGAUUUUCAUUAUUUCAAUUUGUUGUGACUGACGGUUUUGGUUGUCCUAGACCAAUUAUGUAUUCACUAAGUACUAUUCAACAAAAAGAAGAGAUAACAAUUCUAUUAAAUCAUUUUUGCGGUAUUGUUGGCAGCGUUGAUAACACUCGCACAUUUAUAAUGGAUUGUGCUAUAGUUCAGUUGGAUGUUGUACAAAAAAUAUUUCCGAAAGCCAGAAUCUUACUGAAUCCUUUCAUUAUUAAAGAAUCAUUUACAAGAAAAUGCGAUAGUCUCACAGCUGUUGCAGUUUUUCACGCAAUGAUUACUACAGUAUCUCCUUUACAAUUUGAUUAUUACCUGGAGAGAUUAAAAAAUACGAGUACUAAUGCAUAUAAUUACGUGAUGAAUACAUGGAUUCCUACAAAGAAAAUGUGGGCAGCCUCAUAUUGUCUGGAUGCUGUAACUCUUGGCGCCAGUACUACUGAAAUCAUUAAAGGUGUAAAUUUCGGCGUUAAAGAGUCACUGAAAAAGCUUACUUCUGUUAAAGAAAUUAUGACUAUAAUAUAUAAUGAAGCUGGAAAGCAAUGGGUUUAUCCUAGUAUCAGUAUCUUUUCAUCAUCAUCGUUGUCAUUCCCUGGACAUUCUACUAAUAAUCUAAAUAAUAACAAUAAUUUAUCAGAAAAGUUUAAAUAUAUUUUAGAAAAAUUAACUGAUUAUGCAGCAGAAAUGGUCUACAAACGUUUAAGUAAAGUUGAUAAAAUCAAUAUAAAUUUCACCAAUGAACAAUUAGCUUUAUGCGCAGAUUCUUCAUUUGUAUAUGAAGUUGAUCGUGACAAUGCCACAUGUUCUUGUUCAUUCAAUAUAUCGUCAUUUCUUCCUUGUGAACAUUUAUUAAAGGUGUUUAUGGUUCAUGGCCUGCAUAAAGAUUUACUAUAUCGAAGUAAACGAUGGCUUCAAUGUAACAAUCAAAAUUUAUCUAAACCACCAAUAUUAGUAGUUACUGAAUCAACAAAUCAAUCAAAUAUUUGUAUAGAUUAUAAAAAAGCUGUAACAGAUACAAUUGAAAAAUUAAAAGAUUUUCAAACACAAUAUUCGGAACAAGUUGUACUUGAAACAGUUAAACAAAUAACUAUUCUAUUAGAAUCUGUAUUACCAAAGUCAUCUAUAAUUUCAUUAAAUAAUAAAUAAUGAAUUUUUCUUGAUUAAGAGAACAGUUCAAUGUUUCUAUUUCAACAUAAAGUUUCUUGUAUAUACAUAUUGAUUUAGUUAUGAAUAGGAUGAAAUACAAUAAUGUACAGCAGAUCAGUUUUUAUCCCAUUAUACAAAAUUCACAGAUUCUACAGAGAUGUAUUCAACAUUUAAGAUAAUAUUCUGCCAUAUAUUUUUAUGUAACUUGAAUAAAACUUGACAAACAGCUGUUGAAUGAAUAAAGGAAACUUGUUCAUUGUUGUUUGUGUUGUUAGUUCUCAAACUGUGUACACUUAUAAUCCAACUUCCUGCAGCAUUCUUAUAUAUCUACUAAAUUAUUUUAUCAAAAUUUAUAUUGAUUUUCUCAAUAUAAUAUUUUAGAUAUUG
Messenger RNA from Schistosoma margrebowiei, 2256 nucleotides. The record is from the annotation of a GenBank genome assembly. Lineage: Eukaryota; Metazoa; Platyhelminthes; Trematoda; Strigeidida; Schistosomatidae.